AUGCGUUUCGACAUUCUCUCCGUCGGUCUGCUGGCCACGAGCGCCAUGGCGCGCUGUGUGCCCAAGGGGUUCGUCACGACCAAGGGCACCAAGUUCAGGCUGGACGGCAAGGACUUUCCCUUUGCCGGCAGCAAUGCGUACUACUUUCCCUUUGACAAUAACCAAGCUGAUGUCGAGGCUGGUCUGACCGCCGCCAAGGACGCCGGUCUCAAGGUGUUCCGCACCUGGGGCUUCAACGACAAGAACGCGACCUCGGAUUUCAAGAACGGCAUGCCCAAGUACGGUGGCGAGGGCGCCGGCGCCACCGAGGUGAUUCUGCAGAAGUGGUACGACAACGGCACCUCCGUCAUCGACCUCGAGCCCUUUGACAAGGUCGUCGACGCCGCGACCAAGGUUGGCAUCAAGCUGCUCGUCGCCUUCACCAACAACUGGGCCGACUACGGUGGCAUGGACGUCCCCCGCCUGCCGGGCCGACGCGUCGCACCUCCCCCGCAGCCCGCGGGCUGCAACCCGGCCGUCAUGUCCGCCUGGACCGACGAGAUGUCGACCUUUGUCCGCAGCAUCGACCCCUACCACCUCAUCACCUGGGGCGGCGAGGGCGCCUUCAACCGUGAGUCCGACGACUGGGCCUACAACGGCGCCGACGGCUCCGACUUUGACCACGAGAUGACCCUUAAGAACAUUGACUUUGGCACCUUCCACCUCUACCCCGACUGGUGGAGCAAGACGGUCGAGUGGUCGAACCAGUGGAUCGUCGACCACGGCGCCGUCGGCCGCGACGUCGGCAAGCCCGUCGUCUUUGAGGAGUACGGCUGGCUCCAGCCCGACAAGCGCCUCGAGUACCUCGGCCAGGUCCGCAACGAGACGAGGCUCGAGGUCAUCAGCCACUGGCAGGAGCUGUCCAUCGAGGGCGGCAUGCCCGACAUGUACUGGCAGUACGGCUACUGCGGCUACUCGUACGGCUGCAACCACAACGACGGCUUCACCAUUUAUCUCAACGACACCGAGGCCGACGUCCUGAUCUACCAGCACGCUGCCAAGGUCAACGGCGAGAACUAG
Messenger RNA from Verticillium alfalfae VaMs.102, 1059 nucleotides. RefSeq names its product endo-beta-1,4-mannanase. Gene Ontology annotation, molecular function: hydrolase activity, hydrolyzing O-glycosyl compounds. The record is from RefSeq and is a predicted model, not a curated record. Lineage: Eukaryota; Fungi; Ascomycota; Sordariomycetes; Glomerellales; Plectosphaerellaceae. Bases 1 to 1059 code for a protein of 352 amino acids. The transcript is spliced from 3 exons.